GAAGCAGCUCACUACAACCUGUCCCACUCUCUUUCCACUCAGACCCUGCACCGUCAGUCGCUAUUUCUUAUAAUCACUCUCUUUGUUCAGUGUCUUCGUUCCUUUCGUCGAUUGUUUUGCCGAGUUCUCGUGAUCCAAACAAGCAAUUCAACUACUACCAGUCUGAAAUAAUUAUUCCUCCCUCACUAUAGGGAAUUAUUGAGCUCAGAACACCUGCCGUGUACGCAAUAUUUUUUGGAGCUGACGAUCGACUGACCGACGAUUCCUUAGACUCUAGAGUAGCCUAAUAGAAGUUUUCACAUUAGUGCCAUGGCUUUUCUGUGGCGUGGCUAUGUCCAUGUGCUAGGCAAGUACCCUCUCCUGACUAUGUGUUCAACAACAGGUACACUGAUGGCAGCUGGUGAUGUUAUAGCCAAAUUGCGAUAGAGAAGACACCCAUGAAAGAUAUCAAUGGGAUUCGCACUGGAAGGUUUUUUGUGCUUGGUUUUUGUGCCUUGGUAAAUACUUGAUAGACCACCUUCACUCAAUAGGCCCAAUGAUGAGGUACUGGUACCUAUGCCUGGACAAAAUGUAUGCAGGAACACGCUAUGCACCAUUCAAAAUGGUUCUUACGGAUCAGAUGAUUGGAGCACCUAUUGUAAUUACUACAUUCUUAGCCGGCCUGGGUAUUCUGAAGGGGGAAGACUCAAAACAAAUUGUACAAAAAAUAAAGAUGAAUUUUGUUCCUCUUAUGAUCAACAAUUACAAGAUAUGGCCAGCUGCACAGAUUAUAAAUUUUUACUUUAUGCCUCUUCAGCAUAGGGUCCUGUUUGUGAACUUUGUGGCACUAGGAUGGAACACAUUCUUGGCCUGGUUCAGUGAACGCAGUGAGCAGAGAUAAGGAAAAGAUGACAACUUUAUUUGCUAUGAUGUGUCUGUUAAAUUUUAAUGAAGCCCGACAUCUUUCUAGGUCAGAGCAUAAUCAUGAAUUAAAUCAGU
Pomacea canaliculata is the source of this 978-nucleotide messenger RNA. RefSeq names its product protein Mpv17-like. NCBI's taxonomy places the organism in Eukaryota, Metazoa, Mollusca, Gastropoda, Architaenioglossa, Ampullariidae. The record is from RefSeq and is a predicted model, not a curated record. Gene Ontology annotation, cellular component: cytoplasm; membrane. The transcript is spliced from 7 exons. The coding region runs from base 536 to 880 and encodes 114 amino acids.